Artibeus jamaicensis (Jamaican fruit-eating bat) is the source of this 2618-nucleotide messenger RNA. RefSeq names its product phosphomevalonate kinase (gene PMVK). Lineage: Eukaryota; Metazoa; Chordata; Mammalia; Chiroptera; Phyllostomidae. The transcript is spliced from 6 exons. Gene Ontology annotation, cellular component: cytoplasm. Gene Ontology annotation, molecular function: phosphomevalonate kinase activity. Gene Ontology annotation, biological process: isopentenyl diphosphate biosynthetic process, mevalonate pathway; cholesterol biosynthetic process. The record is from RefSeq and is a predicted model, not a curated record. Bases 267 to 845 code for a protein of 192 amino acids.
GGAGGGGAGCUUCUGCAGCGGAGAAGGCCUCUCUGGGAAUUAGCCUUCUUUGCUUCCGUAUUUAAUUAGUUUAGAUGUUAAUUAAAAUGUUCAGAAGUCGUAUGAGAGCUGGCGGUCCUCUCUUUACAGCUGUGGAGGAGACACGUGCGGAAGCCAUUUCUGUUGCCUCUCCUCCUAGUGGCCGCAUCCAUUUCGCGCCGGUGGCCCGAUUUAAGGGUUGGAAGUAGUGAGUGUCCUCUUCAGAAUCGCAAAGCCCGGGGGCCCUCAUGACCCCGCUGGGAGGAGGACCCCGGCUGGUGCUGCUGUUCAGCGGGAAGAGGAAAUCCGGGAAGGACUUCGUGACCGAGGCGCUGCAGAGCAGACUUGGGGCCGAUGUCUGUGCUGUCCUCCGGCUCUCCAGCCCACUCAAGGAGCAGUACGCUCAGGAGCACGGACUGGACUUCCAGAGACUGCUGGACGCCAGCACCUACAAGGAGGCCUAUCGGAGGGACAUGAUCCUCUGGGGCGAGGAGAAGCGCCAGGCUGACCCCGGCUUCUUCUGUAGGAAGGUCGUGCAGGGCGUCUCCCAGCCGGUCUGGCUGGUGAGUGACACUCGGAGGGCGUCUGACAUCCAGUGGUUCCGGGAAAGCUACGGGGCUGUGACCCGGACAGUUCGUGUGGUGGCCUUGGAGCAGAGCCGACGGCAGCGGGGCUGGGUGUUCACACCAGGAGUGGAUGAUGGGGAGUCAGAAUGUGGCCUGGACAACUUUGGGGACUUCGACUGGGUCAUCGAGAACCAUGGAGAUGAGCAGCGCCUGGAGAAGCAGCUGGAGGACCUGGUCGAGUUUGUCCGCACCAGACUGUAGUUGUCAGGUUCUGGGAGCACCAGAAGCUGCAGGGGAUUGCCAUUUGCUAGGUUCUGUGAAAAAGCCUUUCAUACCGAGGGGGUGGGGGUUUAUUCCCGUGUGAUCUGAGGGCCUCGUGGGUCCGCCUGUGGGCAAAGGAGUGACUGCAGAGCCAGCACCGGGGCAGCACAUCUGUCACCAAAGCCCGUGCCCAGAAGCCCUGCAUUUGGCAGUGUGAGGGGCACAGGGCCACCUCCCUGGUUUUCAAAGCAGCCGGUCCCUCCCUGCCUGCGCCCGUGAAGAGACUCGGUGCUCAGGAUGGAUGUAACCCUACAGUGUGGAAUCAGACCGAGAGGUUACUGACUGGUUUUCCUCCCACCUUCACUGAGAUGUAACUGACAGAUAACAUGUAUAAUUUCAAGCUGUGUAACAUGAUUUGGUUUGUGUAUAUAUUACAAAAUGAUUACUACAAAAUAUGGUUAGUUAACACCUUCAUUACACCACGUAAUUGCUACACACACACAUACACGAUGUAUGUUUAUACACACGCACACACAUCUAUACAUAUAUUUUGGUGGUAAAAACAUUUAAGAUCUACUCUCUUGGCAACUUUCAACCAUACGCUAUAGUGUUGCUGAGUAUAGUCACCGUGUUCCGCAUUCGACCCCAGGACUUCGCCGUCUCAUGGCUGGAAAUUUGCACCUUUGACUGAUGUCUCCUCAUCCCCAUCCCUGGUCCUGGCAGUCACCACUCUGCUUUUGCUUAAAUGCUGUCUGCUCCAUCCAUGUUGUAGCAAAAGGCUGGGUUUCCUCUGUUUUGGCUGAAUAAUAUUCCAGUGUAUUUUUGUAUAUAUAUGUGUUCAUAUAUGUGUAAAAUGUACCAUAUAUUUUUUAAAAGAUUUUAUUGAUUUAUUUUUAGAGAGGGGGAGGGAGAAAGAGAGGAAGAGAAGCUGGGUGCAGCGAUGUCUUUUGAGAGAGUGAUUUCCUUUCCUUCAGGUGUGUACUCAGCAGUCGGAUUUCUGGAUGAUCACUGACUGCAUUAAUUUUAAACAUCAAGGAGGCAGAGAUGAAGCAGAAAGAGGAGGUGGGGUUGGUGGGUCUUAUGUGUCCUUGGAGAGGUUGCUGCCCUGGUUCCUGCCUCUGGGAAUUUGGAAGAGUCACAGCAUGUGACAUGGGAAGCCAGUGUCCUGUCCCCAGUCUUGGCUGGGUUGGCACUGAUGACUUUUAAAAUGGGAGGCCCCAGUGGUUAACCAGAGUCGCUGCCACUGGACUGGAAGUUCCUCCUUCCUUAAAAAAGCCCUGAUAUUCUGUAAAUAUCAAAAUCAAGAAUAACCCCGACAUUUGAUAGCUAAUGGGAGCUUUAGCUGCUUUUACUUUAGGACUCUCUCCCACCCCACUAGUGUUUCCUAGCUUUGUCUGUGGUUAACCUCAGAGUAUUGCUACUAAGUUAUUUUGUAAUAUGAAUAUGUUCUUUUAGUAAUAAUUUGCACUAACAUUGUCUUAACAUUUUAUUAUUCCAUUUCUGAACAGCUUUAUUGAGAUAUAAUUGGCAUGUAGUAAUGGCACGUGAAGUGUGCAAUUUGAUAAGUUUUGAUGUUUUUAUAUGCCCAUGAAACCAUUACUACGACCACACUGGACAUCGCAUCACCGCCAGAGCUUCUUCAUGUUCCCCUCCUCUUCCCUCGCCCUGACAUCCCACCUUCAUCUACAGGCAGCCGCUGGUCUGCCUUCUGUCUGUGCAGACUUGAUUGAAUUUUCAAUAAUUUUAUAUAAAUGAAUCAUAUAGUAGACAUUA